AUGAGCAUCACGGCGCCCCGAGACGUCCCGUCCGUCCUUGGUCAGCGUCGCCCUCCGAACGAGCAUCCCAGAUAUGCCAUCAAGUACGAGAAGGAGGAAUUUACUGCCUUAUUUGGAGAAACGAGUAUUUGCUGCUCGCCUCGACGUAAAGGUACUCUGGCGCUCUGCUCAUCGAUCAACCAUCGACAGCCACCUAGCAAGUCCUCGACGUCUCGGUGCCAAGCCCUCGACAGUGCCAAGCCUGACCUGCCAAGCCUCUUACCCCUCGACAGACCUUCGCCACCUGCCAAGCCCUCGACCGUGCCAAGCCCUCGACAGUCUCGACUGUCCCUCGACACGUACCUAACACCAACACCUGCCAAGCCCUCGACACGCUGCCAAGCCCUCGACAGUGCGUACCUAACCAACUCGACAGUACCUUGCCAAGCCCUCGACCUGCCAACGACGUGCCAACCUACGACCUGCCAAGCCCUCGACAGUGUACCUAACACCAACAAGCCUCGACAGUGCUACCUCUGCCAAGCCCUCGACAGUACGUACCUAACACCAACCACCUGCCAAGCCCUCGACACUACGUACCUAACACCAACCACCUGCCAAGCCCUCGACAGUACUUACCUAACACCAACCACCUGCCAAGCCCUCGAGUACCUAACACCAACCACCUGCCAAGCCCUCGCCAAGCCCUCGACACCCUCGACAGUGCUAACACCAAACCUGCCAGCCCUGCCAACCACCUGCCAAGCCCUCGACAGUACGUACCUAACACCAACCACCUGCCAAGCCCUCGACAGUACGUACCUAACACCAACCACCUGCCAAGCCUCGACAGUGCCACCUGCCUCGACACACCAUUCCAGCGACCAGCUCUCCCUCGCGGUUACCAAGAGCAACGGGAGCGACGCCGAGAGGGACGCCAUCAUCGCACCAGCAUUUCGCCAGACGUGCAACAGACAAAAGGAGACGGCCUGCACCCAAAACAUCUUUGUCCCCUUGAUGUACCCUGCAGCUAGAGAAACCCGCCGACGAAGCAAUGAGCAAGGCAUAAUCUUCGCCCGCCGGCCGCGUCGCUGCGACCUUUCUCGAGUUGCAAGCUCAGUCCCGCAGCCUCCCGAAUUAUCUCCCGGCGGCCAGGAUUCCCAGGUCAUCCCUCAGCCCGGCAAAAAUCCUGGGAGGCAUUCCAAAAUAAUCUCGCAGCGGCAGCAUCCCGAGACCAUGUGCAGAAAACCCAUCUUGGCCACCCGCUGCUGCUUCGCCUCCCCUAAGCCCUCCACGCUCGGAAAAAAUGCUCCACCCGUGGGCUCCUUGCUCUGGCCCACAUGGCCGUCCACCUUCACCGUAACUCAAGAUGCCCUUCAUUCGCUUAAAUCUCCGAGAGGAACGAAAGUGCAGAAAAUCCAUAGCACACCACGGCUUCCACGUCGCCCCCACACCAUCAUCAUCCUCGGUCGAUCCUCCGCUCUGGCCACUCUCCUGCCCUCAUCACCGUCAUCACCCACCCAGACAGUUACUAUCGAGUAUCCAUGUAAAACCAAGGCCACAGAACCUUUUUCCCUUAAGUUCGACAGCGGAACGUUGGCGGGAACAGACGCUCUCACAGACGGCCAAACGUUGUCGAGCACGCUGUUUACAAGAGUAGCGAAGAACGACAGCAGCAGCGGAGGCCACGAUAACCAGGGUGAAUCCACAGUGACAGCGAUGCAGACGUUCGCAACCGCUUUAAGCUUCCGUCGCGCACGGGCCACCUCAAGCUACAGACCAGCGAGCCCUGAAAAGGAAGAGGGGAAACACAGGCGGUCGAUUAAAAAGAAGCAAGAGCCAACAGAUGUCAGGAGACGGCUGACCGGCGAGGAGAAUGAUCCCGCGGCGCCGAGGACCCUGGGACUGACGGAGGGUCCCCUCGGCGCGGCGCCGGACGAGAUUGGCCAAGACCAAGAGCUGUUCGCCGGCAUUCCGAACCCUGGCGUAUUUUCCCACGGAGGCGCUCGCCGGGCACGAGGAACCGCACAAGGGCCAGACGCAGGGAGGGGCGUGGGGCGACUCGGGGCCGCCUACGUGAGCGCGUUCGCCAUUACCUGA
Molecule: messenger RNA, 2079 nt
Organism: Penaeus vannamei (Pacific white shrimp)
Lineage: Eukaryota; Metazoa; Arthropoda; Malacostraca; Decapoda; Penaeidae
Source: RefSeq, a predicted model, not a curated record